Anopheles stephensi (Asian malaria mosquito) is the source of this 2327-nucleotide messenger RNA. RefSeq names its product ATP-dependent RNA helicase DHX33 (gene ath). Bases 116 to 2137 code for a protein of 673 amino acids. Gene Ontology annotation, molecular function: RNA binding; ATP binding. The record is from RefSeq and is a predicted model, not a curated record. Lineage: Eukaryota; Metazoa; Arthropoda; Insecta; Diptera; Culicidae. Gene Ontology annotation, biological process: positive regulation of transcription by RNA polymerase I. Gene Ontology annotation, cellular component: nucleolus; intracellular anatomical structure. The transcript is spliced from 3 exons.
CCGUUCACCUGUCAUUCUCGGCGGCGUGUUUUGCAAGCGGUUUGAAUGUUUACGUCGCGGUUCGUGUGGUUGCUUCAAACAAAAAGUGUGUAGGAUAGGAACGCAACGAAAAACCAUGGAUUCCGGGCUUUCGAGUCGCAAUAGCACACUGGGUAACCAGCACUCCCGUUCGUACAUGAAGCAGGAAAAUGCCAAACAACAACGCCACUCGCUACCCAUCUACUCGGUGCGCAAAUCCUUGAUGGAAAUGGUGCGAAAGUCUACCACCAUAAUCGUGCUCGGGGAAACGGGCAGCGGUAAAACCACCCAGAUGCCACAGUUUAUCUACGAAGCGGGACUGAACGGAGACAAAACGAUUGCCGUCACGCAGCCUCGGCGUGUGGCCGCUAUUACCGUGGCGAAGUGGGUUGCAAUGGAGAUGGGCACGAAUCUGGGAGACGUUGUAGGUUACACGGUGCGGUUUGAGGACAUGACAUCGCAAAACACACAGAUCAAAUACAUGACCGAUGGUAUUCUAUGCCGCGAAGCACUCUCCGACCGACAGCUACGCAACUACAACGUGAUCAUACUGGACGAGGUGCACGAGCGCACCGUUGCGACGGAUGUGCUGCUGGGAGUGGUGAAAAAGGCACAACAAAUACGAGCCCUGAAGCGUAUGCCUCCGCUAAAGGUCAUUAUCAUGUCGGCCACGAUGGAUUGUGAUCAUUUUGCGAACUACUUCAACGACUGUCCGAUCGUGUAUCUGCAAGGCCGUACGUACCAGGUGAAGGUUUACCAGAUGGUCGAGAAAAUGCACUACAUUGAGGCGUGUUUGAAGACGGUGGUGGAAAUACAUCAAACGCAGCCGGCCGGAGAUAUAUUGGUGUUCCUCACGGGACAGGAAGAGAUCGACGCAACCGUUAACAAGAUGCGGCGUUUAGCAAAGAGCUUUUCGUCCGAUCUUCCAAAACUGGCAGUUUACCCAAUGUACGCUGCUUUGCCACAAACGCAACAGCUGGACGUUUUCAAUCCCGCUGCAUCCAACGUUCGGAAGGUUAUAUUUGCAACCAACAUCGCCGAAACAUCGAUUACUAUUAACGGCAUCCGCUACGUAGUGGAUUGUGGACGGGCGAAGGUGCGUUCGUACGAUCCCAUCACCGGGAUGGACAUGCUGAAGGUGGCCUGGAUAUCGCAAGCACAAGCUCACCAGCGCACCGGACGAGCGGGUCGUAUAAACGACGGAGUGUGCUUCCGAACGUACUCCAAGGAGGCGUACGAGCAUUUGGACAAGAUGACAGCACCGGAAAUACUACGCUGCAAUCUGUCCGCCACCAUCCUCAACCUGCUCGUGAUGGGUGUCAACUACAAGGAGUUUGACUUCAUAGACAAGCCACCGGAAGAGGCGAUCGUCGGUGCAUUGCUUGAGCUGAAAGCAUUAAAUGCCAUCUCCUCGGUAGAGAAUCCCAUACUGACCGCCCUCGGUGGCAAGAUGGCACGCUUUCCGCUCGAUCCAAAGUACUCCAAGAUGCUGCUUUCGGCACCGAAGUUCGGUUGCCUGGAAGAGAUGCUGACGAUCAUUGCGAUGCUCUCGGGAGAGAACAUCUUUACCAACAGUGCACAAAAGCGGGAACAGAUGCUGAUCGCACACUCGAAGUUUUACGACAAAUCGGGCGAUCACAUUACGCUGUUGAAUGUGUUCAACGAGUUUAAGACGAAAACGAAACCCAAGAUGUGGUGCUUCGACAAUUUCCUGCACGAGCGCAACCUUACCCACGCAGCCUCGAUCCGCGAACAGUUGAGCGAAAUAUGCAAGGCGCUCGAUAUUCCUAGCAGCUCGUGCGGAAACGAUUCGAUACCGGUCGCCAAAUGUUUGCUGACGGGACUGUUUGCCAAUAUUGCCACCAAGCAACCGGACCAUCUCUACCUAACGUCGACCAGUGGGCUGAAGGCUCGCAUUCAUCCCUCGAGUUCGGUUUGCGGCAAACUGCGGCCGCCGGUUGUGAUCUACACGGAGCUGGUAGCGACGCGGCUGAACUAUCUGCGGAACGUGACCGAAAUCGAUCCGGCUUGGAUCGAUGAAGUGGUGCCAAAUUUGAAUUUACGCCAAACGAAGGGCUUCAACGAACACAACUACCGAGCGUUUCAAUCACACAAAUGAAUACUGCGGAAGUAUUCUUUAGGCUAGCGAAAAUUUAUUUACCAGCUAAGUAGAACGAUGCAAUGCGAACCAACUACGCCCGUAUCUUUUGAUGUUCCGUACUUAGUUUAACUAAGUUGUACAUUUUAUACACAUCUUUGAGCAUUUUUUUGUCUGUAAAAUACAUUUUUUCGGGAAAAGUUUGUAAAAA